AUGGCAUCCGCCUUGUUAAAGUUCAGUGCCAUAUUAAUGGUUGUCGGUUUUGCGGCAGCUGAUGUUGGAUCAGCCUAUGAAAACCCCGUCACCGAAGUGUGCCUCGGAUGCCUCUGUCAAGCGAUUUCUGGAUGCAAACUAGGUACUCAGUGUGAUGGCGACACUUGCGGUCUAUUCCGCAUCACGUGGGCCUAUUGGGCUGACGCUGGAAAGCCCACUAUUGAUGGCAGUUCUCCCGACGCUUCUGAUGCUUACCCCAGAUGUACAAAUGACCCGCGAUGCGCUGCCCAAACUGUUCAACAGUACAUGAGACGUUUCGGACAGGACUGCAAUGGUGACGGACAAGUCGACUGUUAUGAUUACGCAGCCAUCCACAAGCUCGGAGCGUAUGGAUGCAGAGAAAUCAUGAAAAUCAUUAUUUUCUUAAUUGUGAUGCAGUUAAUAUUCACGUGUAACGCAGCUGAAUUACCAUACCGGUCAAAAAUGUUGCAGUUUUGUGGAAAAAAAUUAAAGAAGGCACUGGAACUAGUCUGCGAGGGAACAGACAUUAAUCUUGAAAGGGAACUAGAAACGCUGAAGAAAUCUACAAAACAAGAAUUACACAACAAGAAAGGAUCAAACAAUUUUCUAAAAAUAUCGCCACGACUUAAGAGGGCUUAUGACGUCAGCCUAAACCUAGUGGACACCUGUUGUCAAAAAUCAUGCAAUCUAGAACAACUACGAGCGUACUGCUGA
Parnassius apollo (apollo) is the source of this 735-nucleotide messenger RNA. NCBI's taxonomy places the organism in Eukaryota, Metazoa, Arthropoda, Insecta, Lepidoptera, Papilionidae. The record is from the annotation of a GenBank genome assembly.